CUGAUGGGGAACACAAAGGUCCGCCUGAACGCGCACCUGCCUGUCUCCGUUCUGCGCUGCGUCACGCGCGUGCGUCACAACAGUUUGGUUUCCGUCUCCUCAACUUUGCUCUUCUUGUUUUUACUCGUCGACCUCGGCAGACGCGACUUCACAUUCCUCAACAAAUCAAACAAGCUACUCGUGGGAAGUCUUCGAAGCGUCGACAUGAUGGGAUUACGGAUUUUAUUCCCGGUUCUCCUUCUGRUCUGCUGCCUGGCGGCAGUUUUCGCCGAAGAUAAAGACGUGAACUUUCAGUCGCUGAUCAUCACCCUGUCGGUGCUGGCUGCCGCUCUCAUCAUCGCCCUCGUGAUCUGCAUGUUCUGCUGCUGCAAGUGUGAGAACGCCGGAUCCAAACGAUUCGAGGCCAAGAUGGAGAGACACGCCAACAAGACGAAAGCCAAGCAAGAAGAAAGGAGGGCCGAGAUGAAGCAGAGACAUCAGGAAAUCAGGCAGAAAUACGGCCUAAGUGGGCCAAAUCCAUAUUCCAAGUUCACAUAAGACUGAGCUGAACUUGUUAAAGCAUCGUGGACACAGCUGAGAUCCACAACCUGCCCUCUGGUUCUGAGAACAUAUGACCCAAUAUUUGAAGCAUAACUUGGAGAAUGUUUGACAGUUUUGUGCACAGAACCUUUGGUGUCCUUCAGCUGACCAGCAGUUUCCUAUUAAAAUGUUUUUAACAACCUAAAAGCAUUGUUAAACUUGGAGCUGCUAUUCAGUUCAUCCUGGUUCUUCCAUCAUCUGGCUGCCUGAACUAUUUAUUACUUUUUAGUUGUACUGAACAAAAGAAAAUGUCACUUUAAAUGUGUGAAUAUUAUUUUUGCUUAAGAAAAUCUGUGACAAUGACAACAUUUUAGAUUGUUUUUACUCCUGAGUUGCUUCUGAUUUUAGGCUACAAUAGAAAUUUAAUAUUUUUUUUGUGUAUUUAGAGUUGUUUUAGAUUUUUGAACGCUGCCUCAGGUUACUGCUGUAUUUUUUCUUUUAAAAUAAGAAUUGAACGUGUAAUCUUCUUUAAGGAAAAUUUGUUUGUAGAAAUCAACAUGAAAGCUUUAUUCCUGGUGUUUAAAAUUAAAACUAAGCUCGGCCUCUAUUAGCUUUUUUUCUAGGGCUGUUAUUUAAUCUGUGAAGACAAAAGCCAAAUAAAAACAACUUUGAAGUGUU
Messenger RNA from Austrofundulus limnaeus, 1197 nucleotides. RefSeq names its product PTTG1 interacting protein a (gene pttg1ipa). Lineage: Eukaryota; Metazoa; Chordata; Actinopteri; Cyprinodontiformes; Rivulidae. Gene Ontology annotation, cellular component: cytoplasm; nucleus. The record is from RefSeq and is a predicted model, not a curated record. Gene Ontology annotation, biological process: protein import into nucleus.